AUGAUUCCUACAACACCUAUCAGAGAUAAGUUAUUCUUACCACUAAGCAGCUCUGCUUAUCUCAAACCCUUCCAAGGCGGCAUCAUGGCCGGUACAGUCGAUGGUCGUGAUGCCAUGGAGGGUAUUUUGUACCAAGAUACUGAUCCUGACUUGCUUGAAGCCAGGCGCAUGUACCCUCAUCUGUUCGAGAGUAUAGACGUAGUUCAGUCAACUCAAGCGGGCGAUCAGGGGCCAGAGGACGAUGCGAUUGCUCAUAACGCCGAUGCCAAGGACUACUCUCAUAUAGAUGUGACAGGAAUUGAAGUUGAACGCUGGAAAGGAGAUCCUCAAGAAGCAACGGAUUCUCCUACUGCUGGAACUAUGCCUUCAAUUCCUUCAGUCCCCAAGCGAUCAGAUUUGGAUCCAAAGUUUGCUUUGACAGACCGUUACAUUUUAUUUUACCACCACAGCAAGGACCCUAUUUUGCGCCACUCUGAAAUUUUUGCCAGCGUUAUUCCAGAUCGCGAGACCGUUACCCUUCAGGAACUUAAAGUGUCCCCCCCGAUACCGCGCUCUGAUCAAAUUCCCCGCCUGGAAGACGACAGCGUUAUUUUUUCCCGUAUUCCAGGUGCCAACGAGUCUUUAGAAGAUGCUACUCUACCGCACGACCAAUCGGGAGGUUCUGAAGCAUCCAAUUUGAAAACGUCAAAAUUGUCUCGACAGUACGCUUGGUGCUUUCCCCUUUAUGAGCCGGCACCAUCUCCUCCGUCAGUCUUUUUGUCAAAGAAGCUCACGAAAGCUACACAUGAACCGUCGAAGGUAAAUUGUCUGCAAAUGCCCCUGCCCGAAGCACUUUCAGAGUUUGAAAGCUGGGAUAUCUUUUCAGACGAAGACAAUGCGUUGUUUUCCCCCGUCGAACACCACUUUUGGGAGUACGAUAUAAUUUGGGACUUAGACGAAGACCAACGCGGAUUUAGCCGUUUAGACUCGUUGGAUGAUGAUUCAAGUGCAAACGACAACCGCGUUUUGCCCGCUUCUUUUUCACAGCCGCUGUCUUGUUUCCACCUCCCGGCGUACUACGAACCCUACACCUUUUCAAGUACCAAUCAAGACCGUCUGAUCUAUCUGUCGUCCGACUUUGACAUUUCCCAAUUCUCGGACCGCGUUCUUUUGUAUUCUAUUUUCCCCCCCGUCAAUCGUUACCUCAUUGUGUCCGACUGGGAGUCCCAGACCAUUUGGGACGACGAGUCGCAGCGUCCUUUCCUGCCGCGCCUUCAGGUUCAGAUGAACGACCUGUACAUGCUGUUCGAGCCGGAAAACGCAUCGGAGUAUGAAUCCGAACUGGACGCUGCGAAUGGCUCUUCUCGUCCCCAAACGGUGAAAAAGAAGCCUCGAAAGCGCCAUUUGUUGCUUCCCAGCUGUUCGCUGCAGUCAACCGAACUCCUGCUUCGUUCUCACCAAGAUGCUCUAAAACACAUUGACAAGUUUAAUUUAUCGAACGACAAGUACUACUUGGAAGGAACGCAGGCCGUCGCGCGCGCUCAAAAGUCCGCAAUUUUGCAGCAUUCUAUGUACGCGUUGCUAAACGUGCUGAUGAAGCCGUCUCUGACGACGAGCCAGCUGAAGCAUUGGCACAAACCGAUGGCCGUAUUCGAGGCGAAUCGAGUUUAUUCCAUUGACGUCCGGUCGAACAAGCGAAAGGAGCAGAGGAAGCAGGUGCUGAGUCUGGACAUCAUGAAGCGCAAAAAGGACUUGUCGGCGAGAGAGGGGCGAAUAGUCAUUGUUGAAUAUAUGGAAGAGCGUCCGCCGAUGAUCAUGGACAUCGGCAUGGCGAGCCGCAUUUGUAAUUAUUGCCGAAAAAUGAAGGACAAACAAAACAAGCCGACCCUAUCGUUCGUAGAUGGAGAAGAUGUUUUUUUAGAAGUCGAAGACGCGUCUCCGUUUCUUGGGGACAUUAGGCCUGGAGCCCAGCUCCAGGCGCUUGAGAACAAUCUGUUUAAAGCGCCCAUUUUUCUACACACUCCGGAGGAAACGGACUUUUUGCUGAUACGCACCGAGCGUCGAAAUAAGCAAGAUUUGUUCUACGUUCGCGAAAUUCCCGCUUUGUACAUAGUUGGCCAACUCCAUCCGAUGCUGGAAGUCCCAGCCCCUAAUUCUCGCCAGUCCACUCACUACAUAAAGCAGCGCCUUCAGCAUCGGAAAACGCUAUCCGUAAGCGUCUCAAGGUCUGCGCAGAAUUCAAGCGCGGCGGCGACGAUUCCGGCGCGUGGGUGCUGA
This is a messenger RNA of Schistocerca gregaria, 2256 nucleotides long. Its product is annotated as transcription initiation factor TFIID subunit 1-like. The record is from RefSeq and is a predicted model, not a curated record. Gene Ontology annotation, biological process: transcription by RNA polymerase II; RNA polymerase II preinitiation complex assembly. Gene Ontology annotation, cellular component: transcription factor TFIID complex. Lineage: Eukaryota; Metazoa; Arthropoda; Insecta; Orthoptera; Acrididae. Bases 1 to 2256 code for a protein of 751 amino acids. Gene Ontology annotation, molecular function: TBP-class protein binding; RNA polymerase II general transcription initiation factor binding; RNA polymerase II general transcription initiation factor activity. The transcript is spliced from 5 exons.